AUGACGGCUUGCGAGCUCAAGCCUCUAAGUACACAGUGGCUAUAUGAGAAUGUUCCCCACGCUGACUCCUGGAAAAUGGCUCGUGAUAUUAACGGGUACACCCCGCUUGAAGCAUUGCGAGAGAAAUUGGAGAAAAUGCGAACACGAAAGGAAAAAGGCUUUUUAAGGGUCGUGCACGUAUCGGAUCGCUUUGAAGGAUACCCUAACACCGCGGUGGCCUGUCUCACCUUGUUAUCAGGACAGGAUGCUUUGGGGCUUAACAAUCUAUGCCUCCGAUUCGGGUGUUCAUGCGGAGAGUGCGUAAAAGGACUUCUAUCAGCCCGGAUGAGGAGCUCUCUGAUCCUUCAGGGCGAGUGUCACUACGACCUGUUGCAGGAAGACAUUGACGAUGGUGGCCUUUGGGUUAAUUGGAAUUACUCCAUACUCGAGGAACUCGAGCCCGAUGUGCGAAGAAACCUUAGAACCAACAAAUCACUUCGAAAUGGCUUCGCCAAUAUUUUCCAAAUCGCUGCGGAAUGUCUUAAGGCGAAAAUUGUUCCUACCGUUGCGAAUCUCGAGUGGUACUCUAGGGAUCGGAGCGAGUGGCCACCCUAUACCAAGAGCUACCUGCGACGAGCUGGGACGCAGAUGGGAUGCCGGGCAGUUCUUAGAUACAUGUUUGACAUAGCUCAGGAACAGGAUGAGUACGCAGGUGAUGGAGAGAACCAACAGAUACUGAGGAAAAAAUGGUCCGAACUUCCAACAUGCAGAAACGAUCAUGAAUUUGAAUUUGUUGCCAGGGUUUGUGGCUACGGUAGGGAGAACGAUAUGGAAGACGAUAUGGAGGAUUUGAUUUCGUUGUCAUUAUAG
Messenger RNA from Penicillium nucicola, 849 nucleotides. RefSeq lists its product as uncharacterized. The record is from RefSeq and is a predicted model, not a curated record. Lineage: Eukaryota; Fungi; Ascomycota; Eurotiomycetes; Eurotiales; Aspergillaceae. The coding region runs from base 1 to 849 and encodes 282 amino acids. The transcript has a single exon.